AUGGUGUUUUUCCUCCCAAAGAAGGAUGAUAAUACGAUUGCUCGAACCAAAGUGUUGGAGAAUGUUUUAACUUCUACAUCUCAAGGUGAUCCGUACAAAGAAUUAUGGCGCAGGAUUUGGAAAGCAACAGUGCCUGGAAAGGUUCAGAUUUAUGUUUGGCGUGCAUGCUCAAAUCUCCUUCCUACAAGAGCCAAACUUUCCACUAAGGGGUAUCAAGGUGACCUGCAGUGUCUCCUAUGUUCUCAUGCUUAUGAGGACACUUCCCAUGUCUUUUGUAAAUGUCCUAUUGCUACUGCCAUACUCACUGCAUCCCCUUUUAAUUUGGGGAGUAGCUUACUGCCGUCUUUGGAAUUUAAAGAGUGGUUAUUGGACCAUGCUCGGAAUCUGCCAAAUGACUUGUUUGCUAAACUCCUCAUGAUCUUAUGGGCCUUGUGGAAAAACAGGAAUAAUAUGUUGUGGAAUCAUACUAAACAAUCGGCUGAGGAGUUGGUACUUAGCUCACUGGCGUGGCUGGAGGAGUUUGGGAAAGCAAACAAAAUAAACAAAACUGCUCUCUCAAAACCGAAGCAAGCGUGGAGGCCAGCAGGUUAUGGUACAUGGAAACUCAAUGUUGAUGGAAGUUUUCUCCCAGGAAUUGCUCAUGGAGGAGUCAGGGGUGUCUUGCAUGAUGAUGCAGGACAAUUUCGAGCUGCCUUCGCAGCUCCAAUCCCAGCUGUUGCGUCAACAAGACAAGUUGAGCUAUGGGCCAUCAAGGAGGGCUUAAAACUGGUGGCCACAAUGCAGGUCAGCAAUAUCAUUAUCGAAACAGACUGCCUGGAAGCUGUGUCUUGUAUUGCAGAGACCCAAUUUACUUAUGUUCAUGAUGAAGGGAUAAUUGAUGAUAUUCGGCAGGAGCUAAACCAUAGAACUGACAUUAGUGUGCAGCAUACCUCACGAGUGAACAACCGUGUAGCCCAUUGUUUAGCUAAUUUAGCUUUUGAAGCUAGGCAUAGCUCUAUGUGGUUUAUGAAACCUCCAGAUUUCAUUGUGGGAGUACUCAACGAUGAUUGUAAGCAUUUGAGGUAG
This is a messenger RNA of Rosa chinensis, 1065 nucleotides long. RefSeq lists its product as uncharacterized. The record is from RefSeq and is a predicted model, not a curated record. Gene Ontology annotation, molecular function: nucleic acid binding; RNA-DNA hybrid ribonuclease activity. The transcript is spliced from 2 exons. The coding region runs from base 1 to 1065 and encodes 354 amino acids. Lineage: Eukaryota; Viridiplantae; Streptophyta; Magnoliopsida; Rosales; Rosaceae.